CUUGAUUCUAUUUUAAUAAGAUGGAAAGGUUAUGUAAAAAAUUGCAGAAGUUUAACUAAUUAACGUAAAACCUGGAUAUGUCAGACCAACAACCAAUUUAUCCACACCAAAGCAUUCCAGGUAUUGAGUAUCGUAUGGUAGCAGACUAUGAGCCACAGGACAAAGACAGAUGUAUACGAUGUAGGGCCAACGACACUGUUAUUGUUAAACUGCCGCUAAAUUUUGCUUUUACGGGCACUGACAAGCACCCAGAAGGCUGGCUAUACUGCACCAACCUUCAAACGGACGAGACAGGUUACAUUCCUGCUGAGUAUGUGGAGUACGUGCAGACUGUUGUCCCGAGACCGGCGCCUCGUGAAAGGCCCUUGUUACCCCCUGUACCUGAGGUGGUUGAUGAAGCAGAAGUCCCUCCUGUUAUCCCUCCCCGCUGUGGUAGUGACAGCAGACCACAAGUGAACAGCAACUACGUACCAGUGCCCAUAAAUGUCAAUGUUUCAAAUGGAUCAAAUUCUCCCCGACCACAUCGUCCAUCUCUAUCACAAUCCUUGCAGGACCAGGAGUGGUACUGGGGCAGUGUUACAAGGGAAGAAGUCAAUGCCCAGUUAAGUGAUGAACAAGAUGGGACGUUUCUUGUCCGAAACUCUGCCAACAGUGAUCGCGAGUAUACCCUAACAUUAAGAAAAGGGGGUAGCAACAAACUUAUUCGGAUUAUGAGUCGAAAUGGAAUGUACGGUUUUGCAGAGCCGCUUAUUUUCAAUUCAGUCAUACAACUUGUGAACCACUAUCGAAAUGAACCUCUUACAAGAUAUAACCCUGACCUGGAUAUAACGCUCAGGUAUCCAGCUCCAAAACAGCAAGCAACAACAGAAUUGUCGGACGAAUCUAAAGAAGCUUUGUUCCGAGCUUUAUUGGAGGACGAUAAAACUUUUAUCAAGAUUAGCGACGAUUACCAAGACAUAUUUGCAACUUUCAAUGCAAGGCAACAGGACAUUCAAAACAUGAAGACAGCCAUUAGUGCGUAUGAGGAAACGAUAUCGAUGUUUAAAGAACAAUGUUCAACACUAACUACUUACAUGGACCAAGCACAAGGCAGUCAUGAAGAACACAGGUUAAAGGAAAAUUUCCGCCGUAUGCAAACGCGACUGUUGUUUAUUGUAAACCAAUGUGAGGACCUACGGACACAACUUGGUCAGGAGAUCCAAGAGAACAGGGAAAGAGAUAGACGGCUUAACAGCAUCAAAGCUGAUAUGUACCAGCUCAAGAAACUAAGGGACUCCCGGAUUUCUCACUUAAAAGCUAUGCGGAUCAGUGAAGAAGUGAUCAAUAACCAGCUACGUAUAGAUGAGGAAGAUGAAAAUGAAGGAGUCUAUCAUCUUCCGGACUCCGUCAACCUCCGAGAGAAGUAUCCCGACCAUUGUGUUGAAACCAACUGGUUCUUCCCAAGAUAUGGCAGGAGAGAAGCAGACGAGGUUUUACGCGGAACACCCAACGGUACCUUUCUUAUCAGGGAACGUAACGGACCUCCGCCAUACGCUUGUUCACUCGUUGCCAAUGGAAAGGUACACCACUGUCUUAUCGAGCAAACCGAUGAUGGUUACGGUUUUGCAGAACCGUUUAAUCUGCACCUGACACUAAGCGAUCUAGUGUUACACUACGCACAUAAUUCACUCAUCCCGCAUAACGAAACACUGGACACCAAACUGAGCAUACCGGUUGGCUGCGUCCAUAGGAGAUGACACAUACCGGAAUGAACCGGUUUUAAGAGGCGUGAAAGUUGUGGUGGUUAGGCUUUGUUCCACGAUCUUUUGAAAGUAUCCUGACAUAAUCAUGCUCUUAUCCCUUACUUUCAAACGAUGUGUUCAAAGCUACGCAAUGAAUUUUAAUAGGCCAGUCGUGCGCCAAGUUUAUAUCCCGUUCUUCCAUCGGAUACUUACUAUUUGCUCUCCCAAUCAAGUUACGAUCUGAUGCACUUACGUUAUGUUCCCUAGCUUCGAAGUCAAAUUACUCCUCUCAUUGUAAACCGGCUGUUUGCACUUCGUACACGUUCGCAGCGCGUGUACGAAGUAUAUAGCAUUGGCUGACAGACCUUUCGCUUAUAUGCGUUGGUUGCUGUAUCUCCAAAAAAGGCAAUGCUUGGCUGUUACGCAAUCACCCAAAACACGCUUUUAAUGGAUCGCUGCUCUUCGGCUGCCUACGCUAAUUUUGGUAUCCAAACUGAGUGAUACACCAGUCGCCUUUUUCUUGAUUCGAUUGUAUUUUUCCGUCGUUUUCACUUGGUUUUACUCCCGUGCCUUUGAAAUUCUUAAUUCUGUGUUUUUAUUAUAUUUUAAUUUCCUCUAACCAGAAGAUGUUACCGUCGUAGAGUGUUAUAGCCUGACAUGUUCUUUUGCCACGCCCUGCAACAUUUACGAUGAGCGCAUGUGUCGUCGGCAAUUUCUUACGCCUUAAACAUUGUGCGCAAUACUUAAUAAUUCUCCGGGCAAACAAAUCAAUCUGGAGUUACGAAAUGAAAAGUUCUUUCAGUCGAGCCUCAAUUUGAAUACUAAGAUUAUUUUUCUUUUUUUUCUAAUCACGAAAAACCAGUGAUAUAACACAAUUAUUCACGUAAAAAUAUUCCUCAAAUCUGUGCUAUUUUUCCUAAAAUUUUAUGACCUACAGUAGGGUGGGGGAAGAUAGGACACCUUUUCAUUCUAUUUUCUCGUUCCAGUUAGUAGUAAACAAAGAACAUUCGAAGAAUUAUAAAACCAUACGACUUCCAUAAACCGUUGUUUAUUGUUUAAAACUUGAUCAGGAUAUUUGAAUAUUAGGUGCUAAAGGUGUCCCAUCUUCCCCCGCAGUACUAUAUAAUUUGUUUCAUAACAAAAUGACCUAUAAUUAAAAUCGUGCUUUAUCGCGAAAAUUUAAAACAGUCCAUCCGCCAUCUUGCUUCCGAAGCUUGCUGUUUUGGCUCGUUUCUUAUUCGAAUGUCUGUGUAAUAUUGCAAUGCUGAUUUUUAUUGUUGGUUCCUGACAAAGGGAAAUAUGUUUUAAUGUAAUGUAUAUCCCAGUAAGCUAUUAUACGUAAGAAGUGAAAAUAUAUAACGCGCUACAACGA
Ciona intestinalis (vase tunicate) is the source of this 3093-nucleotide messenger RNA. The record is from RefSeq and is a predicted model, not a curated record. NCBI's taxonomy places the organism in Eukaryota, Metazoa, Chordata, Ascidiacea, Phlebobranchia, Cionidae.